Pipistrellus nathusii (Nathusius's pipistrelle) is the source of this 1758-nucleotide messenger RNA. The record is from the annotation of a GenBank genome assembly. NCBI's taxonomy places the organism in Eukaryota, Metazoa, Chordata, Mammalia, Chiroptera, Vespertilionidae.
AUGGACUAUUCCUAUGAAAAGUUCGAGGCCUUUUUUUUCCGAUACAGCUAUUCGGAUAGUGAUGAAAAUCUCAGCAGGGAUCAAGUCUUCAACCCCGAACUGGUCAUUGCCCACUGCUUCAAGCAGUUCAAACAGAAGGACUUCCAUCUGCCUCCAAGCCGCCGGCGGAUCAUCAUCUUGCCUCAAGAGAAAUAUGCAACUCCGGUGGAUCCAACACCACAGCCCCAGGCUCCCACACAAAGCAUCCCCAGCUUCAAAGCCCUGGAAGUCAGGGACAUCCCAGAGCCCCCGGAGGAUGUGAGAACCUGGAUGAGCCAGAGGUUGAAAUGUCGGCAGGAACUGGAGACAUUUGGCAACAUAGACAGGUGGCUGCAGAACAAGUGCAGCCUCACGCGUUCGGAGGCCAAGAUCUUACGCAGGACCCACGAGGAGCAGCCUGUGGCCCCGUUGAUGGUACACUUUGUUCCUCCCACCCCCGCCAAGAAGAAAAGCCUCCGACGCCACCACCUCCGUUUGCCCCAGCUCCGACUGCCCAAGCCCUCUGCCCUAUUUACCUUUUACUCCUUCCUGCGCGGCCGCAAUCUGAAGAUUCUGGAUAUAUUUGCCAAGGUGGACCUGAGCAAUAACCAGACGAUCUCCAGGGAGAUGUUCAUUACGGCGCUGAAGGUGCUUGAAGUCCCUCUGAAAUACCAGGAGAUAGAGGAUGUUGUGAUCUACCUCAGCUCUCUGGGGAAGCACAACAAAAUCACCUUGGAUAGCCUGCUCAACACCUAUAAGCAGUGGGCCUUUGGCCAGCCGAAAAGCAAGAUGAUAACUGCAAAGGAUUCCUUCCUUAAGGUUUCCACGUCUAGAGUUUUGUCACAGCAGCUGUCCAAGAAGCAGGCGACUUUUCCCCCCAAAACUCCCAAGAUGGACCAUCUGAAGGUGCCUAUAGUUAACACCAAGAUGGAGUCAAGGCCCUUGACCCUGGAGGAGAUGGAAGAUAUUGGCAAGCGGUAUCGGCAGAGGAAGCGGCAGGCCAAGCUCACAAUCCCCUCCAUCCAGUACACGGAGCAGUGCCGCCUGGUGCGCAGUGGGAAUAAGCACUUUGAUAGCCACUGCCUCCCGUCCACCAUUCCCGGGGAGAUGGGCGACCGCCUCAACCUGUUCCGGAGGGACACCUUUCUCGUGUACCUGAAGUGCCAGAAGGCCUGUCAGUACUACGGCCUCCAGCUGUCCGAGGACGUCCUCAUAAAAGCCCUGCUAUACCCAGGGGACAAGAUCAUUUCCCAGAUGGACCAAGUGCGCCCCAUCCGGCAGCCAGGAGGCUACUACUCGGACCUUAUCCCCGGCUCAACUCCAGCCCUGUUCAAGGCCCUGUGCUCCAAAAAGUCUAUGGCUAAGAAGAUGGACAAGAAUCAGCCAAAGGAAAUGAACUUUGAAGAGUUUGAGAAAUUCGCCAGGAAGCUGAAGGAGAAGAGUCCCUAUGGUACAGGGCAUACCCACCCCAACUUCUUCUGGCCUGGUCACCUCCUGGACAAACUGCAGCUCUACCUGCCCUCUGUGCCUGUGGACCGGAGCCUGAUGCUAUUCAGUUGUGUCCAACAGCGGCCCCCAGCUUACCCAGUCACCUGCCACUCCUAUCUGCGAUGGCCCAUUAGAAACAGGGACUAUAUGACCUGUGCUUAUUCCGAUGCCCCCAAGGUCAUCUACAGCAACCAGAGUGGCCCAGGUGAUGUCAAACCCAGCCAGCCUGGGGCUGGAUACCAGUGCAGGUAG